AUGAAUGAAAAUAAGCUGAGAGUGAAAGUGCAGGGUGUUACUUCCGCGAUGGGGAGUGGUUCCCAUUUUCUUUUUGACUGGAGGGUGCUGAGAUACUUCCGGAUUGAUGGCCAUAAUUGGAGGAAGAAGAAAGAUGGAAAGACAGUGAAGGAGGCUCAAGGUAUGUUCUGGGUGAUGUUGCUAUGUUUUGUGGACUUGAAUUUUAAGCUGGAAGCAUUGAUGUAUUUCAUUGCUACUAUGCCCAUGGAGAAGAUAAUGAAAAUUUUCGAAGGCGUAGCUACUGGAUGCUUGAAGAAAAAAUAUCACAUUCCUUCCGUUCCCUUCUUCGUUCCUCUUCAUUUGCAUCUUACCGUUGCCCUGGCCCAACGCACAAAAGUGUUGGACCAUGACAGGCCCCGUCAUGGGCCAGCAGAACGUGACACGGCCAACUUUACUCUGGUUUAUGCAUGGAUGAUAUAUAUUUGUUCACAGAACUGUAAACGUGAGGUUAAAUUAGUUGAUUUGGCAUUCUGGAAAAAAGAAGCUAAAGUGAAGUCGGAGGGGCAGGAUACUGUAUAUAUUUUGUUUAACUUAUGCUUGUGA
Molecule: messenger RNA, 582 nt
Organism: Fraxinus pennsylvanica
Lineage: Eukaryota; Viridiplantae; Streptophyta; Magnoliopsida; Lamiales; Oleaceae
Source: the annotation of a GenBank genome assembly